UUUACAGGUGAAGAUGAAUCCUGAAUCUACAGGACAGCGAGUAAAACUGAGCUGUGAUUCCUCCUGCCCUUUAACAUCUGAAUAUAAUUACCGCUGGUACAAGAAUGGACAAUAUUUAACAUUUGACCAAAGCAUAUUUGUGUCAUCCAGUGAAAACACUGACAGUUAUUCCUGCUCUGAGUCUGAUUCAGUUCCCUCUUCAUCUGUGUGUCUUUCACACAGUGGCUGUUGGGGUGUGACUUACACCUCUAGAAGAGUUUGUGCUUUAGUGGGAUCAACAGUAGAUAUUCACUCUUCAUACUCACAUCCCACUGGAUAUACAGUAGAGGAAACAUACUGGGAUAACCGUCGUUAUGGGGCAUUCAGAGAUCUGCGUGAGGAUCGUCAGUUUUCUGGUCGUGUGGAGUUUGUGGGAAACACACUGAGAAUCAAAGACGUCAACAUGAGUGACACUGGAGAUUAUCAGUUCAGGUUCAUCACUAACACAUCAGAUGUAGUUUCUGGUUAUCCUGGAGUCCUUCUUACUGUUAGAGAAAUUUCAGAUACACAAGUGAUAAGCAGUCCAGACCCUGUGAUAGAUGGAGAAAAAGUGAUAUUAAGCUGUUCAACCGGAUGCACUCUGGAUAACAAACAUACUUACAUCUGGUAUAAGAAUGGACAACAGGUAACAGAUGGAUUGACAUUAUUAAACAAGCUGUACCUGGACUCAAUCAACAGUGAGGAGCUACAAGAGUAUUCCUGUACUGUUAGAGAUACGAUGGACAAAAUAAAUGCUUUAAUACAUAAAACUGUAGGAUACUGAUUAAAACAAGGCUUGGCUUUCUGAAGGUUUGCUACUAUAAAUGUUUUAACACUCUGGGGUCGACGCAAACUCUUUAUUUUUCAAUCACUCUGCAAAGAGACUUAAAUUACUCUGAUGAUUUUGGACAUACAGAUAUGAUUUAUACAUAAUUUAAAACGUUAAAGUGUCUAUUUUUUUCUGUCCACUCCCAAUAAAAACAGAAUGUCGUGCUUUUCGCAAAAUUAAGAAAAUAAACAUGAUGCAUGUUUUGUUCUCUCUCCCUCAGUGAAGUCAUUUCAGAAACGCGUCAGAAAAAUAAACUGUAACUUAACGAAUACUUGUCAUAGAAACAAAAGAUAAAUGUCUACAUAAUGCUUGGAAUGUCAGCUUUUGAAUGAUGUAAGUAAGAUCGAAAACAUAUUGUCAUUCGGUGUAAACUGUAUGAGAAGGAGGAGAGGUACUGUCUUUCUCAUGUUACCUGUUUAUCUGUAAUGAGAUGAGAUCGCCACACCCCCGCGCCAUUGAAGUGAACGAGUAGAAACAUCCAUAUGCAUAACUCGUGCCUCCUGCAGUCAAUGGAUACGCAAUCCACAAUCCAGUCUCUCCACUCCUUGUUGUUUUAUCCGAGUGCACCAAACAUGACAUCUACUGUAAAUCCUUAUUUACUUGCAUAUGUGUGUCAGUAUCUCCAGACGCGAGUUUGUCUUAGAAUUUGUAAAUCAAUAUAUUGUUUUAUGUGAAUGAGUACGCAGACUGAUUUUCACAUCAUUUUGAAGAAAAAACCCUAGACUACUAGAUCCUGUUUUGAAAAGUCUUGGGAAAACAUGUUUAGAAUGAGCGUUGACAAAUGUCAGUGCAUGUCAAAACUUCCCCAGGGCCCUAAAAACCCCUUAGACCCCAGAGGGUUAAUAAAGCUUUUUGGUACCUGCCUUUCUGAGAUAUUUAUCCACAUAUUAUAUUUGUAUUAAGACAUUCAUAAUCGUCAGAUAAAUGUUAUCUUUUGAAUAUAUUUCUCUGUUUUCUGUUUUGACUGCAGUAUGUGGAAACACUUUCUAUGAAGUCUGUGUUUAUAAUGCAUUAUUGCAGGUAUAUUCCCUUAUAAUAAACAUUAUUAUACUGUAUGUUGUAUUCUCUAAUAAAUAAUCAUUACAACAGUUACAAUACAUUAUUUGUGGUUGUACCAUUUAUGAGUAUGAUGAUUUAUGACACAUGAGGAACUCCACAUUGUUAUCUUGUAUUAUAAGUACACGUUGUCAUGUAUUUAAAUUUUAUAUAUUUGCGUUGUAUAAUUGUCACUUGACCUAAAGCAGUAAAUAAACCAUAAGUCUUCUCAUAAACAUCCACAAUGCUUUACAUACAAAUAACUGAAACAAACAGAAAGCUACAGAUUGGGCUUUAAUGUUCUUUAAAAGGAAAACCUCAGGAAAAUGUGUCAGAAAUGUCCAACAUAUGUUUGUUACCAGCCUUACUCCUCAAUAUUUAUACCCAAUCAUUAAAAUGGCACUCAUAAUACUGGCAAAGGCUUUAGUGGAGCUUUUGUAGAGCAUCGAUGAGCAGUGUACUGCUUACUAAUUCUGUGAGACAUUUUGAGUAGUCCCAGAUGACCUGCCUAAAGUUUAGAUUGUCUCAUUGUUAAACCUGUCCUCCAUA
Molecule: messenger RNA, 2431 nt
Organism: Misgurnus anguillicaudatus (oriental weatherfish)
Lineage: Eukaryota; Metazoa; Chordata; Actinopteri; Cypriniformes; Cobitidae
Source: RefSeq, a predicted model, not a curated record